Nanorana parkeri is the source of this 621-nucleotide messenger RNA. RefSeq names its product BCL2 like 11 (gene BCL2L11). The record is from RefSeq and is a predicted model, not a curated record. Bases 34 to 594 code for a protein of 186 amino acids. NCBI's taxonomy places the organism in Eukaryota, Metazoa, Chordata, Amphibia, Anura, Dicroglossidae. The transcript has 4 exons.
UGCAUCCCGAGUUGUAAUAGAUAAAAAGACCAAAUGGCCAAACCACCACCGGUGCUAAACUCGGAGUGCACUGGAGAAGAUCAGAUAAAUCCAAACAGACGCACUCCGCACCGACCUCCUCGAAUAGAGAACCCUACUUCCGUCGUCACCCCUUUACCAGGGCACCGAUCUGAUGUGGGAGGGAGCUCUUCGGCUAGUACACCUUACAGCCCAAAUUUAUAUGCCAACCGAUCCCCACAGUGUAUGCUAGUAAGAAGACCACCCCCUUUUUCAAGAACUUCUAGUGGGUACUUCUCAUUUGAAGUGAGUCCUGCUCCUGUGUACUGUGAUAAAGCCACCCAGACUCCAAGCCUUCCGUGCCAGGCCUUCAAUCAUUAUUUAUCCGAAAUGGCUGCCAGAAAUCCUAAUAUUGUAGACUUGCGGCCAGAAAUCUGGAUUGCACGUGAACUCCGUCGUAUUGGAGAUGAGUUUGAUGCCAUCUAUAACCCCAGAAGAGGUCUUCUGGAUAACCGGCACAGGGGUGUGGAUAAUGACCAAGUUAUUAUCUUGCGUGUGCUACGUUAUAUAAUUCGACUCAUAUGGAGAAUGCAAUGACUUUGUGCUUUGAAGGACAAAUGAACU